AGAAGAGCUUACAGUUCGGGGACUUGUAAAAGGCAACUUAAAGAUGGGUUGCUGUUUCAGUAAAGAACUGAACAGCAAGAAUGAGAAAAUGAGCCUGCUGCAAAAAUCUACAGAAGAGGAGUUCUCAGAAAAUGGGAUAAGUAAAACUUUAACUUCCAUUUUGGAGAACAUGGAAGGAAAGGAGCUGUAUGUAAUCCAGGAGAAAAUUUGUGGAGAAGCUGCUACUUGUAAUAAUUCCAUGGAGUCGGUUAAGUAUCCUUCAGGCCAUUGUGUGGGGAUUGCUGAAGGUGGCCACAUCACCAGUAGGUCUUUUAACGUUCAUCAGUAUAACAUGAAAAGGGCUUUGAAUAGGUAUGACAGUUUACAAGAGUGUGAACUAACGGAAGGUACAGUUGAUGGUGAAAAGCUUACAGAAAAUAGCAAUAGUGAUGUUCAAUGUGUGAAUAAUGCAGACGGCCACCAUAUUAAUAGCAAUAGUGAAACUGGAUCUACGGUUGCUGGAAAGCGAUGGUGUUCAUGUGAAAAUACUUCUACUUCAUGUGUGCCGGUGGCUUUAAGCCAAGGAAACUUCUUUCCGAAAGCUUUAAGUACAUACACUGUAAAAGACAACCUAGAUAUGGGCAAGUGCUUAUUAGCACAGGAUGAAGCUGAGACUUCUAAAAGUAAUUGCAGUGUAAUAGGUUCAAGUAGUGUAGAUAGAGAGACAGCAGCUUCAACCUUUGCGUAUCUUGAUAUUGACAGGCAUGAUAAAUGCAACAGAGAUGAAUUCUACAGUAUUUGUGUAGUUGAUGAUCUAGGAACAGAGCUAGAAGAAGGGCAAGAUAUUGUGUAUGGAGGCUGUGCUUCAGAUGUAAAAAAAUCAGCUGUUCAGGAAAUGUACAGUAUGACAUGUCCUGUAGAAAGUGGGAAACAAUUCGUAGUCCAGAAGCCAGCACAAAUACCUGUUGACUUCAGCGUCCAGAAAGAUGCAUGCUCCAGCAUAACAGAGGACAGUAUAUUUAUGCCAAAAAAUGAAAUAGAGAUAAAAAGUUCCAUUGAGUUAGUGAUUGGGGAUCAUAGGUUAAAUACUGACAGCAUUGCAGCAGAUGUUUUAAGGGCACAAGCACAUGGUGAAGAACUUACUAAAAAUAGAACUCAGGAAAUGGAUAUGCUAGACAGUAGUAGAAUCUUUGUGAAUGAAUCACUUAGUGAAAACAAUAAUUCUCCAACACCUGUGCAUUUGGAGAAAGACAUACAGUAUUCUGUGCAAUUAAAAAGCAGGAGAAACACAUGCAGUUCCACUUUCAGUAAUGAAAACAACUGUGAUGCUGAAGCAGUAAAGUCUGAGUCUAAUGAAAAUCAAAAUACUAAAGAAGAAAACAUGUCAUUGGGAAAUUCAAAGUUUUCAUCAGAAUUUGAGAAAACAGCUGGUGAUUUCCUCUUUGUAAGUGAAAAUAAUACAGAAAACCUAAGUCAAGGGAAUAGACAAGAUUUGGAAAGUCAACAAAACUUUACAGGGAACACAAAUGAAUUUUGGACAGUAUCUGCCAGUAUUGAUAAGAAAACACCUAACUUUUCUGAACAACGUAAUCUAGAGCUACUCUUGAAAUAUGAUGUUUCCCAUCUUGAAACAUUCUGCUACCAUGGAAAUCUAGCAGAAGGUCCCAUUAAAAUGCUUCCAACAUCAAACAGUGUGGCCUUUGAAGCAGAAAUAUCCCAUGUUUCAGAGUUCAGCAGUUAUGAAGGUGGCAGCUAUAUAAGGGCUGCUCGGCACAACCUGACUCAAAUAGAUAACAUACCUUCAUAUAUGAGUGGCUUGAGACGGGGAUCAUGGGGAAGCGAAAAUACAACAUUUUUUUCUGAUCCACUUAAUGUAAAUGAAUACGAGAGAAUCCAAAAUGAAAAUUGCUUGGAGGUUCAACUUCCACCCAACCUUUUAAAAAAGGAUAGUAAAACAAGUCAAUAUUCCAGUUCAUUUAAUGAAGAAAACAGCUGCUGUGUCUCUUUAGCACAUUCUGAAGCUAGUGAGAUGGAUUUGAAUGAUAAACACUGUGAGCUAUGGGAGAAAUGUACAUUCCAUAGACUGGAAGAUCAGCUGAGUGCUGGGACUGACUCCCACAACUUAAUAGCAACUGUAGAAGAGCCUGUAAAUGGGUUGAAAUGUGGCAAACAUCAUGAGAAAACCCACAGUGAAAUGGAAGCCAAGCCCAAUUCUGAAAAUGCCAUUGUUUGUGAGAGCUGUGUAUUAAAUAGCAGUAAUGUUCUAAUGCAGAAACAUAGUAAAACCUCAAAUGUGCAAAAGAGGGCUGUAAUUCUGGAAGAGGCUUUAAGUAUCCUGCAAAUUGAUAGAGCUAAUAGCCAACUUGAAAUUGAGAGACUUCCUGCAUCAGUUGAUGAGAACUAUGCUAGAAGUGUAAAAGCAGAAACUGAUUACACUGAGACAUCUACCAGAUCAAGGGGGGGGAAUUCAGGAUUCUACAAAAACAGCUCUUCACCUGAACAAAGCGUAUUGGAAACCGUAUGUCCUCUUACGCCAUUAAUUUCUGAAGUUUCAACUCCCUAUGCAGAUAGAUUAACAGAAAAUACAAAGGAGUCUGCUCCCCAAAAUUGCCAGCAUAAAUUUGAGAUCGAAUGUGCUUCUAGAACAAAUCCCAAAGACACUGUGACUUGUACAGAUGCAGGUGGGAUUUGUAUUGACCCCAGUCAGGUAGACAAAUAUGCUGCUACUCCUUCUUAUGAAAUAUCUCCUGCUUCUGUUAACGACCAAGAAUCUGACCAAGGCAGUGCAAAGCAUGUAUUGGAUCUGAUGGAAGAUAUAUUAAAGGAAUCUGAUAACACACACAAAAUGGACAUAAGAGAUUUCCAUGAUGAUCCACUUUGUCAGUCUGCUCCAUUAAGUAAGUUGUUUCCAGCUGCCAAGUUUACAGAUGAUCAGGAAUAUCUGAUGGGAUAUUUGUGGAUUAAUUCAUCUUCUAAUAAAACUACUAACUCAUGCACAACUAGUGAGACAGUCCAAAAUGAAGCUGGAGACCUGCCCAUUCCUCCUAUUGCUAUUGGAGGAUACCCUUACCAGUUGUUAGUACAACAAAGCAGUGAUAUUUGGGGAUGGCAAGAUCAAGAUGAAAUGUGUUGGAAGGUUCCAGUCUCCUCACAGCCACACCCAGUGGUGGGAGAGUGCUGGGAACUCUGGGUUCACACAGGCUCAUCCUUGUAAUGCCAAACCCUGGUGUGGGGUGGGAAUCACAUGAACACGCAGCUCAUCCUGGUAACACAAAAUCUGAUGAAAGCCACUUGAGUGUCUCCAUUUGGAGGAAAUAUGGGUGUAAAUCCCAUCAUAACUAUGAACAAAUCCU
Molecule: messenger RNA, 3332 nt
Organism: Rhineura floridana
Lineage: Eukaryota; Metazoa; Chordata; Lepidosauria; Squamata; Rhineuridae
Exons: 2
Coding region: 44-3193 (1049 amino acids)
Source: RefSeq, a predicted model, not a curated record